CAGGCGCUCGUGUGUUGGGAGCGGGACCGUUUGGGGAUGGGAACAUCAUGAGACAUAAAGUCGGUGAAAUUCCAUGGGAGACUGCAAGUUGUCUGUUGCACCUGAAGAACAAAGCGCGUUACUUCGGACAAAAAGGCCGAUACACGUGAAUUGAGGAAAGUUCUCUGUACUGUACCUAAAAGUGCUACACACUUUAUUUCGGACAUAAAGGUUGCUACAGUGAAGCAGACACGAAUUUUACAAUAUUUCCGAAAGAGGAAACAUGUUUCUACAGACAGAAUACUCGGAUACCCUGAAUACAUGCUAACUGUUUGACAAGUUGUUUUUUUUUCUUUGUCGACGUACUAAUUCCUUGAGCAUAGAAUCAGUGCAAGUUCCGCGCACACGUGAAGCGCGAGUGGACGGAGGACGUGGAUUUAUCUGUCACUUUUCAUCGUUAUAGAGGACUGAUCAGCUCAGGCUCUACCAUUUGAACUGACGGGGAUCAACAAAGGCUUCUAUUUGACAACGUUCUCUUGGUAGGUAAUCCAGCCAGUUCUUUCAAUUCUACUACCACUUAGUAGCAAACACAAUAAAGAAAACAGUGACGCUGAAAGAAAGUGAUGUUUUCAUAGACGGGGAAAAUGCUUUCCUAGCAACCCAGCAGUUUCUGCAGCUUAUUAUUUAACAUAGCGACAAAGACAAAGAGACGUGGGUUAGAAGUUAGGUUGUCAUAUAUAUUUUUUUCUUGUCUUUCGAAAUUCCUAGAAACUUCUUUGGCAUCGUCUUCCUUAUUGAGAACCAUUCUCGGUAAUCACUUUUGAGCGUUCAUUGGAUCGUCAAUACUUCAUACACUCUGUCAGACUUUGGCGUGAGUAAAGCGGAGUAACCUGAAACGAUAACAGGAAAUCUAAUACAGUGACAACUGGCAAGAUAAUAUAGUUAGUAGACAAGAGCAACAGUGGAAAAGAAAAUAAGCGUAUGUUUAACUUUGAGUGCUGUACAUGAUAAAUAUAUUAAACCCUUUCUGUUUUAUAAUUUAAUUUGAAGUCUGUAAUCCAAGUUAGACAUCGUCCCCCCUCCUCCCUUUUCCACUAAAAUAAUAUUUAUUAUCGAAACUCUCCUAUCGGAAGUAUGGCAGUCCUAGGAGACGUCUCGAGGAAUGCCAGGGAGAAAUCCCCGGACCCCAGACUCAACAGCAAAACGACGGAAAUGGCAAACAUUUUAACGUACGACGUUAGCGAAAGCGAGUACGCAUCACUCCAAAACGAGACGUUCACUAAUAAUGAUGACGUCAACGGGGAUUACAGCAGUAUAUUCCAGACUCCCGCUGUCACGCCCGUCCUACAAGCCAGCGCAAACAACAACAAUAACAACAACAACACGGUUUUCAUAGAGGAAAAUUUCAACCUCAGUACUCUCCUCGGCUUAGACAUGAACGACAGUAAUUCUUCUGUAGGAAACGUCACAGAAGUGCCUCCUUACAACCUGCCACGACUCAGUGUUGAGAUUCAGAUCGCUCUCUAUUCCAUCAUCUUUGUGCUAGCCUUGGUGGGCAAUCUCCUCAUCAUCAUCACCCUCAUCCAGAACAAGCGGAUGAGAACUGUGACCAACGUGUUUCUUCUCAACCUGGCCAUCAGUGACCUACUUUUGGCUCUCGUCUGCAUGCCCUUCACACUCGUGCCGGUUUUGCUCAUGGAUUUCGUUUUUGGGAGUUUCAUGUGUGUCUUCAUCAGAUAUCUUCAAG
Aplysia californica (California sea hare) is the source of this 1726-nucleotide messenger RNA. RefSeq names its product cholecystokinin receptor type A. Gene Ontology annotation, biological process: neuropeptide signaling pathway. NCBI's taxonomy places the organism in Eukaryota, Metazoa, Mollusca, Gastropoda, Aplysiida, Aplysiidae. Gene Ontology annotation, cellular component: membrane. The record is from RefSeq and is a predicted model, not a curated record. Gene Ontology annotation, molecular function: neuropeptide Y receptor activity.